AGAAGCGAAGAAAAAAAGUAAGGACAAGAACAAGUAAUAAAUAGGUCAAUGGAUCGAUCCAAAAACACACCAAUUUCUAUCCUUUCAAAUACAUAACUCCGAUUGAUUCCAAAUGCCUUACAACGCCCGAUCAGAUGUUCUCACAGAACCAGUUGCCAAUGGUGGGCUCGAAGACCCUCGAGCUGCCAAACAGCGAUCAUUUAGUGAACGGAUGACUUGUCGGGACCUCACCGAUUUUAUAAUAAACACAGCGGAUAUCUCACCACUAGAACCCAGAUACAAUAGGGAGUCCCACAUACAAAAGUCAAAUAGAGAAUGCCAGGCCAAACUUGGCAGGGUCCUCUCCCGGUCUAAGGAGAUUAGGUUGCCUGCCGCCGAACAGGAUGUGCGCCAACCCUUAUCGGACCUCCUGCCUGGGCCAAUCGUCACUGGUGGUCUCAGUCGAUCGCCUGCUUUUGAUUGCCUACCUGUUGUGUCCCAUUGGGCUGAGCGCACCGACGAGCCAUCAGCUGCAGACCAUGCCGCCACGGUACGAAUUUUUUCGACUUGGGAAGCCAUUGAAGUCAUUGGAGAAGGGGCCACCAUGCAGUUUCCACUUGGAGCUCCAUGUUGGUCGCUAAAGUCUCACGGCAUCUCCCCUGUAGAUCCGGGAUCUAGUAAGUUUUCUCAAAAAUAUCUAGAGAACACUAAAACGCUGGUUACGACUGUUGCGUUGGCCCGCCGUGUUGACACCCCUCAAACUGGGGGGGUUCUGAGCGCUGCGAGCGAUAUCUCUCGAAUGCGCAACACACGUGUUGCAGACGCCGUUGAUUGUGCGCUAGGGUUGCUUUCAGAUGCUUCAGAGCUCUUGGCCGCACGUAACAAGGUGAUAGCGACCGGAAAUCCAGAACGUCUCGCUUUCGCCGAGGUGCACGAGGUAGUCCUGCCCUCCUGGUGCUCCGCCCGAAAACCUCUCCCACCAAAGCUGAGCGGUGUGGCACUCUCAAAUGACCCUGCUACCAUCGAUGUUCUUGCCCGGGAGGGUUGCGAGGGGCCGCUACUCAACACCAGUAUCUUCUCCAUGGCGGUGGGCUAUAAUCGCGGUGUCUAUGGGGGCUCGAUCUCAGGUCUGUGGGCAAUAAUGGAUUCGGCCUUUGUCCUCGAUUACUCAAUAGGCAAAGACAGCCCUGAGAUGGCGGAGAAACUGGCUUUUAGUUUUGCUGAAGUCGCGGCUGUUUCUGAAACCGCCGUAUAUGCCGGUGACCAUAUCACCGAUAUUCGAGUUGUCAAAGGCUGCAACUAUUCAUGCUUACGCCAAAAGGCCAUCAUUGAGGACACCAGUCCUGUUGAAUCCCGACCAUGUAUAGUCGUUUGGAAAGACCUCGCCCGACUGGCCCGUUAUAAGCUCGCGGAUGCAGUUUUCUGUCAUGUCUAUUAUGAUUCCGGUGGCGGGGAGCAAAUGGCAGCAAUGGCCGGUCUGGGAUGCGUAGCGCAUGACUGGAUUGAUAUGGGUGCUGAUUUAGCAUGUGGAGAGAUUAGCAACAUCAUCCCUUCAUUGACAGGAGGCUCGUUUGCAGAGGAACUGUUGGCCGAAGUGUACUCUCGUUUUAUGGGUUCGAUGAUCUGGUACCGCGAUAACGAUCCAUAUAACCCAGCCGCUCUAUGCAUUUUGUUCACUCACUGGUGGCAGCUUGCCAAUUGUCGCCACCGACCUAUUACUCUUCUGGGCCGGACUGACCUCGAUACUGUUAACAAAGGCAUCGCCGCAACAAUUCCGGAAGGAAGGCCAUCAUUGGAGCAUUUUCGAGCAUGUGGUACCAAGAUCGAGCGUAGUGACCGUCCACUUGCUAACGCCGAGGAGCGGCUUCGAUGUCUCCUUUCCUCAAAUCCAUUGCCGGAAACUCAAGCAGUCAUUGACCUCCUUGUGAAACCAGUUCUUGCCUACGUGAAAGGAGGGGAUCGGUUACCUUUUGAGAAUGAAUACGUGGGUGCUGUCCUUGCUGCUGAAAUAGCUUACCCCCACGGGCAGAAGAUUAUAGAAUUAUGGGACCUGGCGAUUGUCAUGUGGGAAUGUGGGGCCAUGUGGGCCGCCGGAGUGGCAGGUCUUUGCUAUACUCACACCGGAAAGUUCAACUGUGAUAGAGCUCGCAAUGAUUUGUCGGAAACUACUUGGAGUUAAAUGACGGGUUUGAUUA
Molecule: messenger RNA, 2174 nt
Organism: Sclerotinia trifoliorum
Lineage: Eukaryota; Fungi; Ascomycota; Leotiomycetes; Helotiales; Sclerotiniaceae
Source: the annotation of a GenBank genome assembly